Debaryomyces hansenii CBS767 is the source of this 1149-nucleotide messenger RNA. RefSeq lists its product as uncharacterized. NCBI's taxonomy places the organism in Eukaryota, Fungi, Ascomycota, Pichiomycetes, Serinales, Debaryomycetaceae. The coding region runs from base 1 to 1149 and encodes 382 amino acids. The transcript has a single exon. The record is from RefSeq and is a predicted model, not a curated record.
AUGAGUGUCACUAAAAUUAUCAAGUCUCUUGAGGAGAUUAAUUCGCAAUAUGGAACAAGCUUUGUUCUAAUUACAAAAAGUAUUGAUUUACAUUCGAAAUUUGAAAUAUUCAAUUCUUCUAACUUUGACAGAGAGAAGAUAAACCAUUUGCGGUCAAUUAUCGUUGAUGGAAAUGAAAGGUAUGAAGAUAACAUCUGCGAGAUUAAACCUGUUCUAAAGGAAUGCUACUUGUUAGAAAUCUCGAAGAGAUCGACGCUUCAAUUAUUCGAUCAGUACUACGAUUUAAUGAGCUCGUUAAGUCAGGCUGUUUGCAAGACAAUUGCAAAAGAAUGGAUUAAAGUUGCGGAACCCAAAAAACAAGCCCUUUAUCCUUACAAAUUUUAUAACACUUCCAAACCACCGUGGUGGCCUGCGAGAGUAAAUCAUAUCGAACCGGAUCAUUUGGACAAGGAUAGUAGAAUUAAUGUACUUAUAAACAUCGUACGCAAUCCCUUAUUUGAUAUACAAGCUUUGAAAUUACGAACAAGUGUUUUGGAAUUCAAAUACCCCAUUACACUAAGAAUUUUGAAUGAAAUAUACUAUUUGGCAGUGUAUGACAGGUUAUUCUUUGGAAAAGGAAGAGAAAACGAAGUCCAGGCGGGCAUCCUUUCCAAGUUGGCCCAUGAGGAAAGGGAAAAGCUCGACUCAGAUAAGAUUGGCAUUGUUGUAAGUGAUAUUAGAAGUGCCAGUGCAGGUAUUAGGCACCGUGGUUUAAUUAUGGUGAGACAAAUAAGGGAAGGCUGGCUCAACAAUGAUACUUUUUUGCUCAAUACACUUCCAAGUACAGAUAGAAGCAUUGAAGAUGAAGAUAAUGGAAUCAAAAGAGUCGCCAACAGUAGUGAUACUCCUGAGUUAGAAGACAGAAAAAGAAAAUCCAGUCAAUUAAGUGAGGAAGAAAAUUAUGCUACAGAAGAUAUAAAAAGACAUCAGACAAGUGAGAGCAGUCUAGGGAAUUCACCAGGAAUUAUUCAUGUAAAACAAGAUCCUGAUUACUUGAAUAAUUUUAAGGAAUUUGAUUAUGAAGCAGUGAGUCAAGAAAUCGUCAAUCAUCUUGAUUCUGCAAUGGAAAAUUAUACAAGUUCCCCUUCAUCAGAUGAAUUCUAUAUUUGA